Messenger RNA from Frankliniella occidentalis (western flower thrips), 803 nucleotides. RefSeq lists its product as uncharacterized. The transcript is spliced from 3 exons. The record is from RefSeq and is a predicted model, not a curated record. The coding region runs from base 342 to 803 and encodes 153 amino acids. NCBI's taxonomy places the organism in Eukaryota, Metazoa, Arthropoda, Insecta, Thysanoptera, Thripidae.
CGCUGGCUUUGAGCCAACAUGACAACAUUGCCAUCAUUAAAAUAAUUACACUCUAGCAAGUUGAAAUAGAAACAUGCAAUCAAAAUAAUUAUUCUGUAAAAUGAUUCGUUUUAUCCUGAAGAACCGCUGAUUGAAUUAUCAUAGCAAGAUGCACGAUGUCACAAAGAACCUGUCACAAAUGUGUCAUGUUGGCAGCAUGUGUAGGCGGAGCGGACACAUCGCACCGCAGUAAAAUUGAAUCAGCAACGGUCAUCGUGCCUAUUGUGCCGGUUAGUCCCGUGCAGCCCUUGCGUUAAAUUUAACCAUUUCUCUGGAUCUGAGAUUAAGGAGUGAGUUCGAACAUGGGCGAACUGUUGCCGGAACACACGAGCAUCGCGCCGCCUUCAUUCGAGGAGCGUAGGUUCAUCAGAUACCUGGGCUUCCUGCCGGCCGCAGCCGGGCCUACUGGAUCAGCAGGUUAUAUCGCCUGGGAGCAGGAGAUUGCCGAAGGCGGCGACGACGGACGUCAGCCGUGGUUCGGCACGGGGUCCGAUGAUGAGGCCCAGGGCGCAUUUGACUGGCGAGGCCCGCCGUGUCCAGCCGAGGACAAGGACGUCGUGGUGGCGGCGUCGCAAAGUGAGGACGACGAGGAUGUGGACGUCAUUGCGCGGCGCUGGCCCGGCCUGUGUCGGGGUAAGUUUGGAUUUGCAACAACUGCACUCACCGACGGGCGUGUCUGCCUGAUAAAGCAUUUCACGCGAAUUCAGUGCGCAUUUGGCACAAUUAAUGCGCCACCAACUGUCUCAGUAAUAGCAUCCAGGUAG